Molecule: messenger RNA, 2327 nt
Organism: Lates calcarifer (barramundi perch)
Lineage: Eukaryota; Metazoa; Chordata; Actinopteri; Centropomidae
Product: tetraspanin-9
Exons: 9
Coding region: 226-945 (239 amino acids)
Cellular component (GO): membrane
Source: RefSeq, a predicted model, not a curated record
CCUCUUCUCCAGCCAUCGAGGAAACUUCAAAGCUCACUUCCCAAUUCACAACCGUCGGAUUUAUGCUCACAAAUCGAGUGAUGCUGUGAGGGAGGAAGCAGCGUAACUUUCUGCGGGUGCACCUCGAGACGUUAGCGGGAAGAUGAGCUCCAGUUCGUAGCCAACGGUAUUUCACAAGAACUUCUCCGUUCUUCUUUUAGUUGAAGUGUGCCUAUAAAUCCAAUCAUGGCUCGCGGCUGCAUCUGCUGUGUGAAAUACAUGCUCUUCCUCUUCAACCUGCUCUUCUGGCUGGGUGGGUGUGGAUUGCUGGGUGUCGGCGUGUGGCUGUCGGUUUCACAGGGCAGCUUCGCCACCCUGUCGCCCUCCUUCCCGUCGCUCUCCGCCGCCAACCUCAUCAUCACCCUUGGCACCGUUGUCAUGGUGACAGGUUUCCUGGGUUGCCUGGGUGCCAUCAAGGAGAACAAGUGCCUACUGCUGAGUUUCUUCAUUGUUCUGUUGAUCAUCCUCUUGGCCGAACUUAUCCUCCUCAUCCUGUUUUUUGUCUACACUGACAAGGUGAGUGAAAAUGCCAGACGGGACCUGAAAGAGGGGUUGGUGCUGUACAACACAGAUAACAACGCUGGCCUGAGGGAUGCAUGGAACACCAUACAGGGAGAGUGGAGGUGUUGUGGAGUGAUUAGCCACACUGACUGGUACACUGCCCUACACGAUAACGUGGUUCCUGACCGCUGCUGCCAGCAGAUGUUCCCAGGCUGUGGGCACAAUGCAUCCAAUGCCUUCUGGACACGGGGUUGCUAUGACAAGGUUGAGGAGUGGCUGGAUGACAACAAACACCUUCUGGGAACCAUUGCUAUGUGUGUGUUGGUCAUACAGCUCCUUGGUAUGGCAUUCUCUAUGACGCUUUACCAACAGAUCCAUCGAGCAGGGAAGAAGUAUGAAGCCUGAAGCGAUAGACGAGGUCAUUUCAGUUUAAUAUUGGAUACAUAUAUCACCUCUGUCAUGCCUGUUACCCUCACCUUUUGUUUAUAGUCAACAUAAGCCAGUUAUCUUGUGUGCCACUGCAGCUUUUUAUCUCUCUUCAUUUGUUCAGCAGUUAUUUUUGUGAAUAGUAUUGGAAUUAGUUUUUGUUACAGUCAGAUUUUUUAAUCACGCUAGAAUGAGUGUUUUUAUGUAAAAUAUCCAAGUAUACCUUGUUGCAGCCUGCAGAACAAGGCAGGGUUCAGCAUUAAACAUUUCACCUCACCCACCAUGGUUUGAUUGGUUUAGCGUAAAUUGUGAUUGGAUGCUAGCUGUGAGCAUUCAGUGUCAGAUCAGCAGUUGGUGAGUACAAAAAAACCCCAAAAAAACCAAGUGUCAUUACAUAUUUUUGUUAUAUUACACUCAUAGACUAAUAUAGAGCUUAAUGUAGGCAAUUAUCUUCCUUUUUCACUGGUUUACUUCGCACAUUAGCUAGCCAGGAUGCAUGAUGCUUGACCAUUUGUGGCUAGCACCCCAGCUAACUAGGCUAUUAUCUACAUUUUAACCAGUUUACUUCACACAUUAGCUAGCUUGAGUGCUAGCUAUUUAUAAAUUAGCUAGGAACUCAACAAGCUACUGUGUGGACUAACCCAGUGAAAAAGAUAAUAGCUUGUAUUCUGCUCUACAUUAGCAUGUGUUUACUUACUUAUUUAGUUCACACAUUAGCUAGCUGGGCUGUUAAGAUGCUAGACCAUUAAUAACUAGCACCCCAGCUAGCUAAUGUGUGAACUAAACAAGUAAGUAGACUUAGGCUAAUGUAGAGCUGAAUAUAGACCCUAAUCUACAUUGUAACUGCCUUACUUCACACGUUUAGAAAGGAAGAAUAAUAUCUUAUAAAGAGCUCUACAUUAGCCUAAGUUUAAAAGCAGAAUCAAAUUUGAGUGGGGUUAAACAUCAAUUGUUUCUAAUCUAAUCUAAUUUGAGUGUCAUACUGGGCUAUUAUCUACAUUUUCAACUUGCCUACUUCACAUAUUAGCUAGCUGGGUUGCUCGAUGGCACCCCAGGUAGCUAAUGUGUGAAGUUGGUAAGUAAUUUGACUAUGACAAAAGAUUGUAAGAAAAAUACAAUGUGACACUUUCUUGUAAACAAGGGUCUGGGGUAGGGGGAAGUAAAUGUUGAAUGUUGAAUCCUUGUCCCAUUGUGCAGGCUGCAGCCAGGUACUCAUCAAAAUAUCUUCUUGAGAGGAAGAAUGAAGAGAAUACUUUUUGUUUUUUAAGUGAUGCCUGUGGAAUAAUAUAAUGUAAAGAUCCAUUUAGACAAAACAAACAUUGUAUACUAACAUGUUGAAUAAAAGCAUAGAGCACUCUUCA